AUGCCCGACGAUAGCAAAGUCAUGUCGUCCGCCGACGUCGAGGAUACACAUUCUGUCAAGAUGGGAGAAGUUGCCUCGGCCAACGUUGAUGUGGCGGCUGCCUAUGCUCAUCAUCUCACGGGGGAGAAUGCCGAGAAGCGCAAGCUAAUAGUCAUAUCAGUCAACAUCACGCUGGGCGCUAUGGACAAAGUGACGACAGCUACAGCGGCCUUGUACGGCUUCCGAGCUGAUACUGGCUUGACUGGAGACAGAUACAGCUGGGUUGGCAGUGCAUUCUACUUUGGUUAUCUGUUCUGGUGCCUACCGAGUGGCAGCCUCCUCCAACGCUUCCCGAUUGCCAAACUAAUGUUUGUCGUCCAACUCCUCUGGGGCUGCAUUCUCAUCGCGACGGGGUUUGCCAACAACUUUCCUACACUUAUCGCACUCCGUGUCCUUCUAGGAGCCCUUGAAGCUCCUAUCGUACCCGGUAAUUUCCUCAUCAUCAGCAUGUGGUACCCUCGACGUGAGCAACCUCUUCGAACCGGCUUGAUGUAUACGGGUCUUUCUGUGUGCUUCACUGGCCCAAUUGGAUAUGGUAUUGGAUUCCUAGCAGGCGAACAUCAAUGGCGCGCCAUGUUUUGGAUCACAGGCGCAAUGACCAUUGUUUGGGCUUGUGUGAUCGGUAUCUUCCUACCCGACAAUCCUGUCAAGGCGAAGUUCGUCAGCGAGCGACAAAAGGCCAUCGUAAUUGACAAGAUCCGGCAAGAUCAGACGGGAGUGGAGAACAAAACGUUUAAGAAAGACCAGAUGAUUGAAGCCUUCCUUGAUCCUAAGACGUGGCUAAUGUUCUUCUUUCAUAUCUGGAUCAGUAUUCCGAACGGAGGUUUGACGAACUUCACGCCUCUCAUCAUAAAAGGUCUCGGCUACUCGUCUCAGCGCUCGACACUUCUCACAAUGCCUACCGGUAUCUUGCAGACCAUAGCGUCAUACGUUUGCAAUGGCGGUGUAUUCCUGACUGCGAAGUACCUUCCGGCAAAACAGUUACGUACCGCUUGGGUCAUGUUCGGUAUCAUCGUCGGCAUGAUCUCAGCAGUCUUCUUAUACGUUCUGCCGCUCGACAACUACAAUGGGCGUCUCGCAGCGUUGUACUGCUCAUACUUCUACCUUGGCCCCUACAUUGUCGCCCUCGGUAUCAACACGGCAAACACCGCAGGCCACACGAAGAAAGUUACCGUCAAUGCGCUGGUAUUCAUCGCAUACUGUAUCAGCAACAUCAUCGCGCCCCAGUUCUUCAAGGCUGAUCAGGCACCGCUGUAUCCACUUGGUAUGGGUGCUGUGCUUGGAAGCUACGUUCUGUCAAUGAUCACCAUCGCUAUGUAUGCAACAUACUGCUGGUAUGAGAAUCGCAGGCGAGACCGCAUCGACUCUGAUAAGGGUGGAAGGGUACAUGCAGAUACUGACUUCCGCGACUUGACCGACAAGCAAAAUGUGCACUUCCGAUACGUGUGGUAG
Messenger RNA from Alternaria hordeiaustralica, 1491 nucleotides. RefSeq lists its product as uncharacterized. The transcript has 4 exons. NCBI's taxonomy places the organism in Eukaryota, Fungi, Ascomycota, Dothideomycetes, Pleosporales, Pleosporaceae. Gene Ontology annotation, cellular component: membrane. The record is from RefSeq and is a predicted model, not a curated record. Gene Ontology annotation, molecular function: transmembrane transporter activity. Gene Ontology annotation, biological process: transmembrane transport. Bases 1 to 1491 code for a protein of 496 amino acids.